CUCCGGACGCAAGAAACACUCUCGACAUUCAGCUGUGCGUUAAAGAGCUCUCUCUCAGCCUCUGACAUGCCGCGGUCGUUCCUCGUCCGGAGUAAAAGGGCUCAUCCGCUCAGCCCGUUCAAGGGCUGCUUCAGAUAUCGGUCCAGACCGGACGCUGAGGAGCCUGUGAUGAUGAUGCAAGACGGCAGGAACCAUAAAGAUGCUGCGUCCCCCUCGGUGGGGGUCAAAGACGGUCUGUCUGAAGCCUCCUCACCGUGGGCUGGGGUCCACUCUCAUAGUGCCCACACAGAGGAUCUUUCAGCAGCCCCUGUGGAGAAAAAAGAAGCUCCUCCGAUGGCGUCGCCGUGGUCAUCCGGCAGACACCAGGCGUCCGACAGGGAGCGAGAGCUGGAGAAACUGGUCUUCAUGCUGGUCAACCACACGUCACACACCGACCUGAAAUCCCCCGUCAGCGAAUGUCCGCUCUGUGAGAAGUCUCUUUCAGAAGUCCAGCGAUCAGGAGGCGGCCUGCAGCCUCAUCUUUACAGCAGCCUCUCCGUCCCGCUGACAAUAUCCCCCACGGCCACAGACGUGUCCCACAUGGGCUUCGGCUUCAGGGCGGUUGGCAACUAUGGCAGAGCAAAGGAGCGUAGCUUUGCCUGUAAGGUUUGCGGAAAGGCCUUCAAGCGCUCGUCCACUCUGUCCACGCACCUCCUCAUCCACUCAGACACCCGGCCCUACCCCUGCCAGUACUGCGGCAAGAGGUUCCACCAGAAGUCAGACAUGAAGAAGCACACCUUCAUACACACAGGUGAGAAACCGCACGUGUGCAAGGUGUGCGGUAAAGGAUUCAGCCAGAGCUCGAACCUCAUCACCCACAGCCGAAAGCACAGCAGCUACCGGCCGUUCAGCUGCCCCCGCUGCCAGCACAGCUUCCAGCGCAGGGUGGACCUGCAGCGCCACCAAGAGACGCAGUGCAGCUAUGGACACAUGUACACUCCAAUCUGAGCCCAUGAAGCCAGGAGGAGCAGGCAAAACUGGAAGAGAAUGGCUUCUGUAUAUAAUUUACUAACAUUUAAUUGUGUAAAAGUCUAAAAAUAAUGGAUUCAGUGACAGCAUGCAUGUGUAAAAACGGUUGUUUUGUAUGAAUAAAGUUGGACUGGUUUGCUUAAGAAA
Molecule: messenger RNA, 1155 nt
Organism: Stegastes partitus (bicolor damselfish)
Lineage: Eukaryota; Metazoa; Chordata; Actinopteri; Pomacentridae
Product: zinc finger protein Gfi-1b
Exons: 7
Coding region: 67-987 (306 amino acids)
Biological process (GO): regulation of transcription by RNA polymerase II
Molecular function (GO): DNA-binding transcription factor activity, RNA polymerase II-specific; RNA polymerase II cis-regulatory region sequence-specific DNA binding
Source: RefSeq, a predicted model, not a curated record